AUGCCUGGUGAAGAAGUGACUUAUAGGAACCCAAAGGUCACAAACUGGAGCGUAUUCAGGGAGGAAUUGCAGUUAAACCUCACAGCAAUCAACAAAGCUGUUAAGACUGUAGAGCAACUAGAACUAACGGUAGGAGAGCUGGAGAUUGGUUUGAAUGAUGCCUACCUCAGAAGUUGUCCUAUUAAAAAGACGGCCAAAAGAGACGGGAACUGGGAGGCAUACAGAACCGCCCUGACGACGUUUAAUAGGGAGUUAAGGAAGGCCAAAAGACGUUCUUGGGCAAGGUUCUGUGAGGAAGUGAAUAACACCUCGCAAACCUCCAGAUUAUAUAAAGUAAUAUCGAAGGCCCCUAGCUCCCAUCCCAGCACUCUAAAGAGGCGAGAUGGUACUUAUACUAAAAGAGCGGAAGAAACGCUAAGAUUACUAGCCGACGUACACUUCCCCAACAGUAUCCAUCUCGAAAGUAACGAAGCCUUCUCCCAUACGACUAUUAAAACCAGACCAUCGUCUGACGACUGGAGAAGAGCUUCUACGAUCUUCAAGCCUGACCGAGUCAAAUGGGCAAUUGACAGCUUCAAGCCUUACAAGACCGGCGGCGAGGAUAACAUAUUUCCGGCCCUCCUCCAACAGGGCAAGGACAUUAUCCUCCCAGUGCUACUGAAAAUAUUCAGAGCAAGUUUCGCGUGGGGCUACAUCCCAUUGGCAUCGACAAAGGUAAAGGUGUCCUACAUACCAAAGAGUGGGGACAGAGAUAAGGCUUUACCGAAGUCCUACAGACCAAUCAGCCUCACCUCUUUCAUGCUCAAAACGAUGGAGAAGGUGGUCAACCUACACAUAAGGGACACCUAUCUCACUAAAAAGCCUCUGCAUGAAAGACAACAUGCCUACCAAAAAGGCAAAUCUACUGAAACGGCUCUAAUGGACCUAGUAGAUCGCAUUGAUAGAGCAAUUGAAGAUAAAGAGAUUGCGCUCUGUGUCUUUCUAGACAUUGAAGGUGCAUUCGACAACACUUCAACCAGCUUUAUCACAAAUAGCCUGGCUUUGAGGGACAUGGACCAGUCUGAGAUCAGCUGA
This is a messenger RNA of Aricia agestis (brown argus), 1074 nucleotides long. RefSeq lists its product as uncharacterized. The record is from RefSeq and is a predicted model, not a curated record. NCBI's taxonomy places the organism in Eukaryota, Metazoa, Arthropoda, Insecta, Lepidoptera, Lycaenidae. The coding region runs from base 1 to 1074 and encodes 357 amino acids. The transcript is spliced from 2 exons.